AUGGAGGUGUAUGAUCUCCUGGGGUUCACGGGAGCGAUAGGGUCAACCGACGUCACCCAUAUCCGGUGGGCGUUCUGCCCCUAUUCUUGGGCAAGGCAGUACACGGGGAAGGAAGGGCUCCCGAGUAUCGCGUACCAGGCGAUCGUAGAUCACACCGGACGAAUCCUUGCCGUUACGAAGGGCUUCGCCGGUGCCAUGAACGACAAGACCAUCAUCUGGUACGACACGGCAGUGGCGAAGAUCCGCCGUGACCCUGUCUACACGGAGAAGGUGUACACGCUCUCCGACAAGAACGGCCAACCUUUCGAGCGCAAAGGAAACUACAGUAUUGUGGAUAAUGGGUACAACAAGGCUACUCCGCCACCGACCUUUUGCUACUGAGGCACCCCCGAGAACCGACGCCCCGCACACACACCACCACAGGGAGAUCAAACACGACCAUCAACUUUGGUGUUGAAAUAUCAGCGGCGCUGUCCCCCUGGUGCUAUUUUCCUUUCUGCUCGGGUAAACAGCGUGGCAGACCCCACCUCUGGAGUGGGACGGUUAAUAUUACGGUAUCAUCACGGUUUGGUCAACCGCUGUUUUCCGGACAUAGUAGCAACACCCGUCCGACGUACGUCGCCCCGAAUCGUCCUUGCGAAUGGCUACUGUAGCUUGUAUUCUGAUGUUUGGUCAAAAUGCCGGAUCUUGUGGGUCCUUUCGCGUGCCGCCGCCGUUCUCCACGCACGCGUGUAAUGUCCGAUCAACAAUCGGAUUGAACGCGAAUGUUGCUGGUUCACCGGGUGGUCUCAUACUGCGUCUAUGUUUUCGUUUCCCCUCAAAAACCUGCUUUUGUACAAAUCUCUUCCUCCAAACCCAUUGGUGCUGCGAAUCGCUACUUGUAUCCCCUUUUUACAACGCUUCUCUUUCGUGAGGCUGGCGUAAUGCUAUUUACAAAAAUUCACUAGUCCACAUACAGAUAGCGCCCGCUUACCCGCAUAUUGUACAUGCUCACUGGCUGUCUCAGACCGAGCACUUGUUCCGUUUUUCAAAAAUCUUAUAUCGAGCAUGUAUCCGCCGAUGAAAAGCGGGUUCAUUCCUUUUGCAAUAUUCUUGCACCGAAGGCUCCAUGACCUACAUGAAUGUACUGUAGGUCCUAGAGGUGCAGCAGUAGAUCGAGGACUGAUAGCUACGACGCAGGUGCCUCGUGGAUCACUUUCUCGUUCGACGCUCUCGCAGAUGGUGUGGUGAUCAUGACAUGCGCAAGGUGGCGCUCCGCCCGACACCGAGCUCGAGCGGAUGUUGCAAAUGUUCAAGAACAGCAGGAUGCAUACAAUGACAUGUGAAGUUUUGUAAUGUCGCCGCACCACGGUCCCGAACGGCAACUUUCGUCGAGAACCCGCCGCAUUUUUCAGCGCCAUGCGCCCCCGCUGCAUCAGACGAUCACACGCCAUCACCCGCAGCAGCAGCAG
Molecule: messenger RNA, 1451 nt
Organism: Ectocarpus sp. CCAP 1310/34
Lineage: Eukaryota; Phaeophyceae; Ectocarpales; Ectocarpaceae
Source: the annotation of a GenBank genome assembly